Molecule: messenger RNA, 1487 nt
Organism: Vespa mandarinia (Asian giant hornet)
Lineage: Eukaryota; Metazoa; Arthropoda; Insecta; Hymenoptera; Vespidae
Gene: HLH54F
Product: basic helix-loop-helix domain-containing transcription factor HLH54F
Biological process (GO): developmental process; regulation of transcription by RNA polymerase II
Molecular function (GO): DNA-binding transcription factor activity, RNA polymerase II-specific; protein dimerization activity; RNA polymerase II transcription regulatory region sequence-specific DNA binding
Source: RefSeq, a predicted model, not a curated record
UAAAAAAAUUUAAUAGACGUCAAAACGAUCGUAGACAAAGCAAUGUGCGUAUGAAAAUGAGUAAGUGCUUAGAAAAAGACGGUAGACAGAAGGAUGUUCCAGGUGGCUCCAGAUGACGCAGCUACCAAGCUAUUGGAUGAAAACAUUCGAAAAGCGCGAAGAGGAGGAUGAAGAAGCUCAAAGAAGGAGGUUCGUAGAAGUUCGAAAGCUCCGCCCGGUUUUCUGGACACCACAGAUCUCGUGGUACUUUCCACCAACGUGCUUCUACUUCCGCCUUACUUCUCCUCCCAAGUCUCUCUCUUCUUUAUCUUCUUCUCCUCUUCGCCUUGGAGAUACUUCAGCUGACAAUUAGUAUCGCGUAAGCGGUGUCUCCGACCGUCAAACUUUUCGACAAAAGUUGCGUUUCUAAAAAAAAAAGAAGAAAGAAAAAAAGAAAGAAAGAAAAAGAAGAAUUAAAAAAAAAAAAAAAAAAAAAAAUUAAAAAAAAAAAAAGAAAUAAACAAAUUUCUAAUCGAUCAAAAUAUUACGAAUAUUAUUGCUCCUCUUAUCGAAAUUGAUCGACAACGAUAAGAUCUUCGGGAUAAAUUUUUCGCUUUAUCAUUUCAACGAACACAUAAGGAUUUUAACAUCGAAGAUGCCACGGAAACGUCGAGCGUCGACACCAUCGUUGGAAUGCGACGAGGAAGAAUUCGCGUCGGAGGAAAAAUUUAGCAAAGAAGAUAUGGAUAGCCGAGCCCCAAGAAACGCAGCUAAUGCUCGUGAACGUGCAAGGAUGCGAGUUUUAAGCAAAGCAUUUUGCAGAUUAAAAACAACCCUUCCAUGGAUUCCACCAGACUCGAAACUUAGUAAACUCGAUACUCUUCGUUUAGCUGCAACUUAUAUCGCUCAUCUUCGUGCCGUUCUCAGAGAUGACGGAGAUUCUCAUCCGGAAACGACGAGAUCGUUGUCCUUGGCUUUGUCAUGGCCUUUUGCUAUCCAAGGAACAAAUGCCUCGAUGUUGAUGAAUAACAGUUGUAACAUGUCAUCCUCGACUUCUGCCAGUUCUAAUCAGUAUCGGGGACAGCAAGGAAGCAACGAUAUUCAAAACUUCCAUCACGGUGGACACCAAAAUGCUUCCAUGCGUCACAAUCAUACUCACAAUCAUGAGGCACAGCUCUCCUAUUUUUAAUCCUACUUUUCGAACGGCUGAUUUGAAAAGUUUCCCGAUAACGAAAUCGUGCCUUUAACGAGAGAAGAAUUUAAAAAAGAAAUAAAUGUAUGCUGUGCACAUAUUCAAGGCAAUUUACAAUCUAUUUAUUUGGAAGUGCCUUAUUACUCUCUCUCUUUCUCUCUCUCUCUCUCUCUCUCUCUCUCUCUCUCUCUCUCUCUCUCUUUCUCUCUUUCUUUUUCUCUCUCCGUGUUAUUUAUUAAAUUACUAUUAAUACAUGAAAACCAUUAUGAUGUGCCAUGGAUGAUUAUUGUUGUAAUUGUAACCAAAACAUGCGAAC